AUGGGUGGGAAGACGAGCAAGGCACUUUGCCAGGAACCCUUUGAGGAAAGUGCAAAAAAUAACCAAAAGGAGAUCAAAGCAGAUUUUAGUCAAGGACCGGCAAAGGACGUCUGGUCCAAGUCCCUGCCGCUCAGACUAUCGAAAAAAAGGCCCUCACAACACGCUCCAACGCAGCAGAGAGACAAGUGCGAAGAGAAAGCUGGAGAAGAAGAGGCCGAACCCGAACCAAGUGAGAGAUCACUACAAGAAUCUCGGGAAGUGAACAGUCAAACUAACCCAACAAGCAAUGGUUCGAGUGCAGGUUCACCUUUUCAUAAUGACGACGUCAAUGCCGGUAUCGUUAUACUUACUCUCAUCACUGAUAUCUGCAAAAAGGCUAGAAAGCCUUCCGACCAAGAACAAGAGCAGCUACAUGCCGUUUUUGACCAGAUGCCGUAUCUCUUGACCUCAGAGGCACGUGAACAGCAGAGAGAAGAAGAACUUGUCAUGGCCAUUCAGUUUCUGACGACAGUGUACGAUCAUCCUGAAUCGGUGAACUGGGGAGCCAUUGAAAGUUUUGAUAAUUUGCAGCUUGCUUUGGAAAGCUUGAAAAAGUUUGGCGACCGAGUAGAAGCCGAACCAAGAGAAGGACCAGGGGGUGUUUUCAUUGUAUGA
Fusarium venenatum is the source of this 654-nucleotide messenger RNA. RefSeq lists its product as uncharacterized. The record is from RefSeq and is a predicted model, not a curated record. Lineage: Eukaryota; Fungi; Ascomycota; Sordariomycetes; Hypocreales; Nectriaceae.